Molecule: messenger RNA, 1233 nt
Organism: Nomia melanderi (Alkali bee)
Lineage: Eukaryota; Metazoa; Arthropoda; Insecta; Hymenoptera; Halictidae
Source: RefSeq, a predicted model, not a curated record
UGUGGCGUUUCACCUUUCACAACCUACCCAAGUCGAAUUAUCCAUCAGUAAAUGCUUAUUUGGUAGACCCGUGCUUUCAGAUACCGGGAGUGGUUUUUUUUCCUUUGUUUUCUUUGCGCAUACGGGGUAUACCAGUUUCUGGGAGAAGUUCCUAAUACGUGGAUUAAUCAUGUUAAAAAUAAGUUAGUUAUUUGUGCUGCUGGAGGGGAUUUUAUGGUAUUUGUGUUUAGAUUUCGCGUGGGAGAAAAGUGGGAAAUACUCGUCUAUUUAAAUACAUUACUCCAGGUAGAAUCAGAUAGUUGCGAGAAAGAAUCGAAGUCCGUAGCCCUCUAUCGGAGAGGCAGAGAUAGACUUAUCAGGUUGCUUCAAUAUGGAAGUCGUGCUUAUUGGUAUUACGCUCAGAAUGUUCAUACUAUGCAACAUUCUGCAGAAAUUUUAAGAAGUUUGGAAUAUACCUUAAGCUCAUUUAGAAAAUUAUUACGCCUUGGACGAUGUUUGGAUACUUUAUAUAAAGCACUAGAAAUGACAAAAUAUCCAGAGGGUGCUUUAAGAAUUAUUUUAGUAGCUUCAAAAAUUGCUAAUGCACUAUAUCUAUUAGCAGAUCAUAUAAUUUGGAUUGGCCGAGUGGGGUUGUACAAAGUGAACAUAGAAAAGUGGAGUAAAUCAGCUAAUAAAUAUUGGUUAAUAAAUGUUGUUCUGAAUCUUACCAGAGAUGUUUAUGAAAUUAUUAACAUCUUGGAAUGUAAAGAAAGAGAUGCAUUAUUAUAUGCAUCGAAAUUUUCAUUUAAAACUUGGAAGCAACGUGAUUUAUUAUUUCCAUUGAGCAAUCGCAAAGAUGUUGUAAUGGAUACCAUGAAAAAUGUAUGCGACUUAUUCAUUCCAUUGACAGCAUUAGGUUACACUAAAUUAACUCCUGGAAUGAUAGGUGUACUUGGUAUUGUAUCUUCAUUCAUAGGUCUUUAUACAAUAAUUCAUCCAUUAUAUAAGUUAACACCUUCUUAAAAUACAGUUGUACAUUUUAUUAUGUUUUUACCCAAGUUAUAUGGUAUUUUAUAUAUAGGUAUAUGUAUAUUAGUAUCUUUAUAUUUUUUAAUAACGAUAUCUCUGUGAUAAACAAAUUAUGAUAUGAUUUAUUUUUAAUAUAUUUUUAAAAGUUUUUUAAUUUUUUAGAAAUAAUAUAUAAUAAAGGUUAAAAUUAAAGGUUAUUUCUGUUUGUAAGAGGGAUGAAAGUAA